GUCUACGAUGGAUCGUGCAUCCGUCCGCUGCGCUUUUCCAAUGUCGCUUGUUCACCGCGAUCUCUCGUGAUCUUAAUUAGUGAACGGCGUAUGUCAUUCUGUACACGCUAGUCCGCAUUGCUGUUUGAUUACACCGGACUCAUCAUUAAUUAUUUAACAUUAAGUUGAACGCGGGAAUGGAAUGUGACAUGAAAAGUGAAUGAAUUGUGCUAGAUGCGCGCGGUGAAGACAACUUGAAGUGCAGUUUCUCCAUCUAAUUUAGAUAUCAUUGGAAAUCAUCGAUUGAUUGUACGUGAAAAUUUCUCAAAGUGCUCGAGGAGUGAUGUUGAGUAAUACGGUUGACGUACCUGGAUUUUUUAUUCCUAGUCAUCCCACGGUGAGAUGCUGAAAUGAUUGCAUCCACCACGCAAAACUGAGACAGAAGCCGUUCGUGACGAUUGAGAAGAGAGCGAAUCUCAUCAAAGAUGAGAAAUGGGACGAUGCUAGCAUGACCGACAUCGGUGCGAUUGGUAUCCUGACACUCUUCCUGAUCUUCGACAAUCUCGAGACAGUCACAGUCGUGAACCAUCAUCCCGACGAUGAGUAUGUCCUCGAACAUGAAGUGCUUCGCGAGGAUGCACUUGCUGAGGCGAAGAAACUUGAAAUAUAUCCUGUCGGCAUGGGCAAGAAAGUCGCAGGACCCAUCCCAGGAUGCAAGCCUUGCACCAGUUCCGAGAUGACUUACUACAAGAAUGGAAGCGUCAUCAGUGAUCACUGCUGCUGCGACAGCGGCUACAACAAUGUCUUUCCCUUCGUCGAGCACACUUGUCGCGUGGGACCAGAGGAAUGCAAAGUGCAGGCUGGAAACUACGCGGAAUAUACGAGACUGCGGGACUGCUGUUGCCACUCGUACCUGGCCUCCGUCUGGAAGUAUUUGGCGAUCGGCGCGAGAUCGCGUACCAGCACAAAUCUUACGAAGUUCCUGACAAUCUUAACAGUGUUCAAAUUACAUUAGUCGUUGACCUAAAACUACACUUAUGAUACCAAAUAUUUUGUAUAAUACCGAUUAUUUUAAUAAAUUAUUUUUCCAUCGA
Messenger RNA from Ooceraea biroi (clonal raider ant), 1073 nucleotides. RefSeq lists its product as uncharacterized. NCBI's taxonomy places the organism in Eukaryota, Metazoa, Arthropoda, Insecta, Hymenoptera, Formicidae. The record is from RefSeq and is a predicted model, not a curated record.